GCUGCCUCAUCUGGUUGGCACAAACUUUCCUCCCGGGACGCAGCACGCUGUCUCCUGGAGCCCGCGUUCGCACCGUCUACUCCGCGGGUUGUGAGCGCUGCUAAAAUGGGUUGUGGAUUGAACAAGUUAGAGAAACGUGAUGAAAAGCGGCCUGGAAAUAUUUAUUCAACUUUGAAGAGGCCUCAGGUGGAAACCAAGAUUGAUGUGUCCUAUGAAUACCGCUUCCUGGAGUUCACGACACUGAGCGCCACGGAGCUCCCAAGGUCCUCAGCGGUGAGGCUGGCUUCCCUGCGGGACCUGCCUGCCCAGCUCUUGGAGCUCUACCAGCAGGGCUUCUCACUGGCUGCCCUGCACCCCUUCGUGCAGCCGACCCAUGAGCGAGAGAAGACACCCCUUGAGCACAUCUUCAGGGCCAUCCUGGUCAAGAAAACUGAAAGAUCUCAGAAAAAUGAUCUUCACAAUGAAGGCUACAUCUUGGAAUUAGAUUGCUGUUCUUCUUUAAACCACUUGACAGACCAGAAAAUCAUCCCAGAGUUCAUAAAGAAGAUCCAGGAGGCCGCAAGCCAGGGCCUGAAAUUCGUUGGUGUUAUACCCCAGUACCAUUCCCCUGCAAACUCAGCAGGCAGCAGCCCUUUGAUCCAGCCUUCUGCCAAUAGUGCUGAGGAUCCAAGAGAUUCGAGAAAUGUGCCAGGCCAGUGUGGGGAUCACACCUCGCUGGAUAAUGAGAACCCCAGGGCUGUGGAUGUGUGCAGCACACAGGCAGGGACAGACAGAAGCCAAGAGCCUGGCACUGGUCCAAGAGAACAGGUGCUCAUGGCUGAGAAGCCCGGCCUACACUCAGAGGGCGAUGGUGGAGAGUUGUUAUCACAGCGGAUGAGUAAGACACUGGAUGGACGGGAUGGUGACUCGUUGGAAGGGCCUGAAGAGGCACUCUUGGGAAAAAUGGAGAUCUUUGCCCUGUUCAAUAAACCGAAGAGCCAGCAGAAGUGUCGGCAGUACUAUCCUGUGACCAUUCCUCUCCGGGUCUCCAAGAAUGGUCAGACAGUGAGCAGUUUGGACGCCAACUGGUUGGAGCACAUGAGUGACCACUUCCGGAAAGGAGGCGUGCUGGUGAACGCGGUCUUCUACCUUGGGAUGGUGAAUGAUUCCUUACAUGGCUUGACAGAUGGAGUAUUCAUCUUUGAAGCUGUUUCCACAGAAGAUAGCAAAACCAUACAGGGCUAUGAUGCUAUUGUUGUUGAACAAUGGACAGUCCUGGAAGGUGUCGAGGUGCAGACAGACUAUGUGCCCCUGCUGAACUCACUGGCAGCCUAUGGCUGGCAACUCACCUGUGUGCUACCAACUCCUGUCAUCAAGACAACCAGGGAGGGGAAUGUAUCCACCAAGCAGAUUGUCUUUCUUCAGAGACCAUGUCUACCUCAGAAAAUCAAGAAGAAGGAAUCAAAGUUUCAGUGGCGAUUCUCCCGAGAAGAAAUGAACAACAGGCAAAUGAGGAAAUCCAAAGGUAAACUCAGUGCCAGAGACAAACAACAGACAGAAGAGAAUGAGAAGGACUUGGAAGACCAGUGUUCCAAAUCUGGAGACGUGGGAAACUGUGUGCUAGGUCGGCAUCAGGAAGAUGGGAUCCGAGGGGAGGAGGAGAACGUAGCCUCUGAGGAGAUGGGCAUCUCUGUUCAAGAGGUCAAGGGAGACAAGCUGUGUCCUGUUGGUGGGCUUGGUGGUGGGAGUGUGGGAGGCACCAUGCAGAACGGCCCUGCUGCCCCCAGCAGGGCCCCGGUGGGGGGCUGCACUGUGCCCUCUGAUCCUGAAGAGCAUGGCCAGGACGGCAGUCUUGAGGAAGUCCCUGGAGAGCCCGCUACACCAGAGGACAACUGA
Molecule: messenger RNA, 1875 nt
Organism: Orycteropus afer afer
Lineage: Eukaryota; Metazoa; Chordata; Mammalia; Tubulidentata; Orycteropodidae
Gene: RFTN1
Product: raftlin, lipid raft linker 1
Source: RefSeq, a predicted model, not a curated record